Molecule: messenger RNA, 406 nt
Organism: Cladocopium goreaui
Lineage: Eukaryota; Dinophyceae; Suessiales; Symbiodiniaceae
Source: the annotation of a GenBank genome assembly
AGGAGCCGCGCUGGAGGUCCAGCCUUUGUGGCUGGAAAACAAGACCUCUCAGCCAGAACCAGGCGGUUACUGCUCUCCAGUGUAGCUUCAGUGGUUUGCAAGGUGAACGAUGGUUUUCACGGUUCGGGAUCAUCCUCGUCAGCGAAGUCUGUUUCGUUGCUUUGCUUGCUGGGUGAGGCGCAAGCCGACGAGGGUCUCUUCAUGGCUGCCUUCCGGACGCUUCAACGAGCGCAGGCCAUGGCACGUCAAAGCAAUCACAGCAGCGACCGUGCGGAAGCUGCGUUGCAGGGCUUGAGGGCGGCGGCCCUUCAGCGUUGGCAUUUUCAGAUGAUCAACGACGUGCCACGCGCUGAAGCAUAUGACCGUGCCAUCCAAGCUGCAGUCUCGACGCUCUCUCAAAGGCCAG